CUGCCGUCUCCGACCUGCAAGCCUAAAGAAAAAAGAAAGGAGCUGGUGGUCAGAAACAUGGAGGCUGAUCUUACAUCUUCUGAUGAUCCCCCGGAAUACCACGCCAAGACUGUUGAAUCCGAGGGGGGAGGAGAAGUCCUGAAGGACCACACGUGGCUUCCUUCAAAAGAGCUUUCUAACAAACCUACAGAGCCAGCGGGGACUGACCCGCGUGAGGACGACGAAGCGGUCUCUGGGGAGUCGGGCCUCGAUAAUCCUCAGAACGCGAAGGAGGCGUCCAAGAAGUCGCCGUGUAAACUGCAGCAGGGUGCAAUUUUCUCCGGCAAAAUCCUCAGCUUUUGCUGUUCCGAGUGUAAAGGAGAUACUACUUACAGUCCCAAUGACUUGCUGAAGCAUUUUCAGGGUACCCAUAAGGGGAGCCUUCCCACUUAUCCGUGUGACCUGUGCAGCUUCGUGACCAACGAGUUUGCCGCUCUGCAGCGGCAUCGUAUCGGACACAGGAACACUCUGGUCACCUGCGAAAUCUGUAACGACGGAGUGCAGUACUCUCUGUUGCUACUCACCAGACACUAUAUCAUGUGCCACAGCAGAAAUGGACACUUUCAUUGCGAAAAGUGCGAGUUUUCCACCAGAGACGCGGGGACCUUCGUCCAGCAUAUUCAUCACCACAACGAGAACAGAUACAAAUCGGCGCGAAAAGAUUAUCUCUCCAAACACGUCAGCGCUGUCCACAGCGACGACAUCGACAGAAUGAACAAAUGGAGGUCGAUGGAGGACAGUCCUCGAGUGAGCGCCCCUGGGCUGAAACUGUUGCUUAAGAAGAGUCCUGUAGCAGGGGGAUCCCGGGAACCACAGUGGAUGUCCAAACUGCAUUCCCUCCCUGGGGUGGGUCUUCUGGACCAGAAUGGCAGGCUGCUGAAUCCAGAGAAAACUCUGGAGGAAACGCAGCAGUUUCUUGAACGAGCUGUUGGUGUCAAAAAAGAAAGCAACAAAUGGAACAAGGCGUCUCUCAAGAGUGAGCCACAGUGUUCGUAUCCUGUCGCAUCAGCUGCAACUCACCCCAAAGUACAGGAGAACGACCUGAGUCCCGGGGCUGGACUUCUGAACCCCAGCAACACAAACGGCCUGACUGUUCUCAUGGUCAAAAACAAAAUCUCCAUUCCUCCAAACUGCACUACAAAAGUCAUGGGGUUCAAAAUGGUAGAUGGUAAAAAACAUUUAGUUCUAAAAGUCAUACCAACCAAACAAGAGACUCCCGCUCAGAAUGAAGUGUCACCCACUGAGAACUGUCAUUCAGCCGCUGCUGAUGAUGGAGAAAGAACGACAAACUCCCCUUGCUCUCUCCUGAGUCCAGUGCCUGGGGAACCAAAUAUGUCUGGAACAAGCAGAGAUCUUACCACAACAAUAAAGGUGGAGGCCCCAGAGCUAGAGCCUCACGAUGAGGACCUCUUACCUCUGCAAGAAGAACGUGAUAAAGGUGUAAACAGUAGAAAAUAUUACGACAAGCAGGUUUCUGAUUUAACGAUCAGAGACAUCGAAGAGCCACUUCCCUCCUCAUCAGCCUCUCCUUGCUCUGAUGUUGAUUCCUCCAAGACCAAAGAAUCACAGAUCGCCAUGCACACAAGCAGUCAGCCCAAUGAGAAGUCCCCCCCACACGCUGAAGAGCUUCCAGACACGUAUUCAACUGAAGACGAGAUACAGAGUUCUCAUUCAGUCAGUGCUGAGGCAGUCUCAUUAGAUUCCAGUGUAGCUGAAACCACAUCCUCUGAUUCAGUAGAUUCUCAGGCAGCUCCACUAGAUUUAAAUACAAAUGAUGCCAAAUCCUCACGUUCAGUAGCUAAUGAGACCACACCCUCAAAUUCAGUCGCUAAUGAGACCACACCCUCAGAUUCAGUAGCUAAUGAGACUACACCCCCAGAUUCAAUAAUCAACGAGACCACACCCCCAGAUUCAAUGAUUAAUGCGGCCACACCCACAGAUUCAAUAGUUAAUGAUCUCACACCCACAAAUUCAGUAGUUAAGGAGACUACACUUGCAGAUUCAGAUGCUGCUAUUACUACACCCUCUGAGUCAGUUGAUAGUGAGCUCAUGACAUCAGCAUCAGAUUCAGUUGCUGAGGACAACACACUUGUACAUUCAAUUCCUACAGAAACCAUGCCCUCAAUUUCAGUUCCUUCAGAAACUAUGCCCUCAGAUUCAGUUCCUACGGAAACCAUGGCCUCAGAUUCAGUUCCUACAGAAACCAUGGCCUCAGAUUCAGUUCCUACAGAAACCAUGGCCUCAGAUUCAGUUUCUACAGAAACCAUGCCCUCAGAUUCAGUUGCUGAAGAAACCAUGCCCUCAGAUUCAGGUGCUGAAGAAACCAUGCCUUCAGAUUCUGUUCCUGAAGAAACCAUGCCUUCAGAUUCUGUUCCUGAAGAAACCAUGCCUUCAGAUUCUGUUCCUACAGAAACCAUGCCCUCAGAUUCUGUUCCUACAGAAACCAUGCCCUCAGAUUCUGUUCCUACAGAAACCAUGCCCUCAGAUUCUGUUCCUACAGAAACCAAGCCUUCAGAUUCCAUUGCUGAAGAAAACAUGUCCUCAGAUUCCGUUGCUGAAGAAAACAUGCCCCUGGAUUCCAGUGUUCUUGAGACAACACCUUUAGAUUCAAUUCUGGGAGAUUCCACCGCCUCUGAAGUGUCACCUCAACAUUUGAUUGUGAUUGAGGACACACUCUCAGAGGCAAGCAGGGAUCAAAGAGUCAAAAGUUUGACCUCAGACUCAGCUACAACUGAAACUGCAACCCCUGAUGCUAAUACCCGAGAGACUGCUUCCCCUGAGUCAGCUCCUUAUGGGGAGUCUGACCGUGAAGUCAGUGAGAAUGAGGUGGCUAAUGAUGGCAACGUCUCUCUGGAAAAUACAGACACUCAUGGUGAAGCCGCCUUGACAGCAAACCACUCUCCGGCACCUGCGCCCACUACAGACAGUAAUUCCACUGAAGAUCCUGAUCCAUGUGAAGGCUCCACAAAAAUAGGAGAGUCUUCUGAAAACCAUGUGGAAAAAGUCCCAGCUCUUGAUUCAGUGUCUGAAGAGACGCCUUCCCCGAGUGAAAGUGCAGUAGACACUUUAACUGACAAAUCAGCUGACAAAAUGCCAGACUGUGAUUCGUUGGCUACUAAGAUUUAUCAAGAAAAUUUCAGCUCUACCCACGACUUACCUCCUAAUGGUCCCUCCAACAAGAAUUUAACUGUAGAAGAUGCUGUUGUUGAUGACAGGUUUUCUGGUUUGAUUACAGGUGAAACCACGCAGUCGGAAUCGAUCCCCCAAACCAAUCUAAACUCAAGCGAAUUGUCUGAUUCCAAAGAUAGUAACUCAGAGGUUGAAAAUUCCACUCUGAAUUCCCCAAACCAAGAAGUCUUUAGUUUUCACAAUUAUUCUAAAGAGACCUCCAGUAGCUCACCUGAUUCGCUGCCCCCCGGUGACCAGUCACCACAACUACAGAGUGAGGCAAGCAGUUAUGAAAUGAACGACAUCAAGGUGCCCUCUGACUGGAGCUUAACGCUACCUGCAUCCCCUCCUCCGUCAAAAGAUGAGGAAGUUGGAGAUGGCGAAAAAAGUAACGCAGAAAAUGGUGAUCGUCUCUCAGAUGCUGGUGAUACGUCAAUGGAGAGAGUGUCAGACAGUGACAUUGAGGUUGAUGAAUGUGUAGCUACUGUUGAUGACUCACCCCUUCCCACACUGCCAGAGUCUGAGAAUGCAACUGCAAGUUCUGCAUUAGGCCGAGCAGAGGGAGAGAGCACUGUCUCCUGUGGUGAGAAGGCUACAGGGACCAUGAGUAACGCAGCUGUCUUGGGCAAGAUACUUGAAAAACAUUCAGAUGCCAUCAUUAGCCAGCAGCUGGAGAAAGAGCGACUGGGCUCCUCUGCGGCCUCCUACAAGGCUGUCAGACCCACAAAGACGAUGCUCCGCAUUCUGCAGACGCCCGAGGGGAAGCAGCAGAUGUUCCUUCAGACCUCAAAGACCCCGUAUGCUGUACCUGUCCAGCUGAAAGGUGGCUCAGGAUUCAAGCUGUUAACCAAGUCUUGUGCUUCCAAAAUCAAUGUAUCUUAUGUGAAGCCAGGAAUGGAAAGGCCCGGGAACACCCCAGGGCUCGCACUGACUCUGAACAGUGGCAGGAUUGGACCAUCAGCACAGGGAACAAGUGAAGAAGAGAAUUCUUCACAUCUGGGGUCUCCUCCACAGGGCCCCAGCAGCAGUAGAGGUCACUAUCUGGUCAAUGCCUCUGCCCUUAAAGGGUCUCUGCUCUUGUCUGGCCCUGUGAAGUCUUCAGGAGAACAGGCAACCAACACUCCGCAGACAUGCUACUUAGUUCAGAGACCACUCCCUGCCUCACCGUCUGGUGAAGAGUCAGCUAGUUCAAGCUCUCAGACCCUGCUAACUUCCCAUCCAGUGCUGGCAAUGCCGGUGAACUCUGCGGAUAAAACCGCCUCCAGCCUGCAGACAGGUCGACAAGCCUACCUGGUCAGGUACAUUUCUCCGGCCAAGUCAGGUUUACUGGUGAACAGUUCUGAUGGGAGUGCGGUCAACACAGGCGGCCAGUCAAACGAACCUGGUAGAAACAGAGUUUUUCUCAAGAUUGUCAGAAGUCCUAACGGCACACGGUUUCUCUCAAGCACCCCGUAUUCUCUGUCUAAAAAACCCAUCUACCUGGCCGCUGGUUCUUUACAAAAACCAUGCCUUUUGAUGUCAUCAAAUAAAUCUUUUGUCGGAGGGACCGCGGGCUUGAGAACUUCGGGCUCUCUGCAUGACCCCUCGCAUAAACUGAGUUCAAAAUCGCAGCUUUCUGACAUUUUGUCCCUGUCAGCCAAACAGCUUAGAAACAAGGAUGACCGUGGUGUGGAAAUGCAGAAAUCGCAACUUGUCCCAAGUCAAACUCGUCAGCUGAGCCAAAGGAAGAGGCGGAGGCGGGCCCUGUUUGAGGAGUACCUAGAAACAUCCCCCAAGUCAAGGAGAAUCUCCGGUAAGUCGUCAGCUGAAAAGAACAGUACAUCGCUAUGGGAGCCAGUGGCCAAAGAUGUGGAGAGAACACUGAGGUUGUCUCCCUUCAGUCCACUGCAGCAGGUGAAGUGCCCCCGUUAUAACCAGCCUGUGGUCGUGUUAAACCACCCAGACGCAGACAUACCUGAGGUCGCUAGAAUUAUGAGAUCAGUCAACAGGUACAGGGGUGAAGUUCUCAAAGUAGCGUUGUCCCAAAGUACAGUUAAAGCCCUCUCUAAGCUCAGCCUCAUGGAAGUCCCGAGGUCGCGACCCCACGCUUCGGAGAGUCACAGCUCGAACAGCGGUGGGUUUGCACGAAAACGUCCACUAGAGAGCGCUGUCAGGGAGAGGUUCAUCUUAAAACUGAAGUUAAAAAAGACCAGUAGGAACAGGUAUGAGGUCGUGAAGUCCUCGUCUAACGUUAGUACAGAGCAAACCUCCACGUUCGGCUGUUGGUUCUGUGGCCGAGUGUUCGGUAACCAAGAGGAAUGGAUCGGCCACGGCCAGAGACACCUGAUGGAGGCGACCAGAGACUGGAAUAAGCUUUUUUAA
Messenger RNA from Chanos chanos (milkfish), 5568 nucleotides. RefSeq names its product zinc finger protein 518A. Lineage: Eukaryota; Metazoa; Chordata; Actinopteri; Gonorynchiformes; Chanidae. The transcript has 3 exons. The record is from RefSeq and is a predicted model, not a curated record. Bases 58 to 5568 code for a protein of 1836 amino acids.